Molecule: messenger RNA, 27426 nt
Organism: Lymnaea stagnalis (great pond snail)
Lineage: Eukaryota; Metazoa; Mollusca; Gastropoda; Lymnaeidae
Source: the annotation of a GenBank genome assembly
CCAUACUGCCCCUAACCGCGAGACGGCCAUCUUGUUUAUUUUUGUUCACAUCCCGGCGCCUGUAAUCGAAGGUCUCUGAAACCAAUUUGUUUCAUAGCAGUUUGCCCCGUCACAGGGGUAGAAUCUGCAGACAUUGGGCGAAUUGCUAGUAAGCACGUAAAGGUGACCGUCUCGCAGAGAAGUCUUCAGACUCCCGGGCGAGAUAAACAAACGGUCACAUCACCGCAGGCUAAUGAUAUGAUGAACAACGUCAACAUGAUGAACCAUGUAAACGACAUUGUCAUCAACAACGAUGGUAUAAAAGCUGAGGCAGAAGACAUGGAUACAGAUCAGGAUGGUGCGUUUAGUUAUAAUAGUCGUUUCAUUUCAAAAUGAGUAUUCAUUGUGGUAUACUUAAAGUGUAGAUUUUAUGUGGUUUUGGACUUGGUAACAAUGAUUUUAGAGGAUACUCACCACUCUAGUGCACUGACCAUUGCCAUUAUUAUUGUAAUAAUAUUAUAGACAUUACAAAGUUGAAUCAUUGUAUUUCUCAUUUGUUAGUUAAACCUAAAAAUUUUGUCUAAUAUUAAUAGUGUAUUAGUGGGACCUAUUUUGCUGUCGUAAACAACACACUAUCACUAACAUUACGACAAAGGUUGAUUUUGGUUAGCGGUAAAGCUGGUGAUGUGUUCUGCUGUAUAGGUCACGGUGGUUCCGCCAGGUCAAAUUCCAUGUACAGCACCGUAUUUAAAAGAUUUCCAUAUUUAUGUUUGUGUUCACUUAGUUCAAGUUUUUGCUUUCUUAUUUUAUUAUUGGGGGGGGGGGGGGGGGGGGGGGGCGCGCGCACCCUCUCCCCAAAAGAUCAUUUUGCACAAGAUCACACUGCAAACUCUUAUGAAUCAUUUUGCACACAGAAAAUUAUGAUAGUUUAUAGUAUGGACUCUACUGGGUUUUUUAACUUCAAAUGAAAUUAUUCCGGUUUAAAUGCUUUCUAUAUUCAUUCUGAAACACUAGUUAUCAAAUAUUUCCUAAGAUUUUGCGCAGACACCCAUUUCCUAUACAAUUUAAGCAGUAGUCUCUCUUUUGUUACAGAAUUUUAACAUGUGUACUUCGAUUUCCGACUAAUCAAAAGACAGCACUUUUAGCGUGCAUCUUUUUUUUUUCAUGUGUUGGGAUUUGGGAUAUCAGGAAGGAUGUGUUUCUUUUGGCACGUGUUCGUUGAAUUUUAAUAAAAUUUAUGGAAAAUUUCAUUUUAAAAUUCUUCAUUUUAACUUUAUCGAUUGUAAUAUUUAGUCUAUGACGCCAGUAAUGACCAGUGAGGAACAUGAAAGUUAUCACACACAUCGUUCAGGUCCUAAAAUUGGUCUAUUCACCCUAAGUCCAGUGUUGGGAUUUCCCAAAGUGACGUCACUGGGCUUAGGGGGAGACAACUCUUGGCAAAACCCAUACUGUUAAUCAAAAAUUUACCCAUUGAAAGGUUUGCUGGGCUUGGAUUGUGUAAGCGUUAAGGCUAGCGAUGUCUUCCACUGUGUAGGUCAUGAAGGCAUUGAAGGUUCUUCAAGUCAACUACUGACCAUAGUUAUGCAUUCAAAUGAUUUUGUUUUUCAACUUUGUGUUUAUUUGAUAAAAGGGUAAACUUUGCAUGUGUUAAGUACUACUUUUCUUUUACAUGGUCGCCAUCUUUUUUGCAAUGGCAGUAAACAUAUUUUGUACACAAUGCAUAAGAAAAAAUAGGGAGGGAAAGGGGAAACAGUGUGUUACAGUUAAAUAAAAUAAAAAUUAAGAGAAUGUUUUAAAUUUCAGCACCAAAAAAAAUUAGCAAUACAUUUCGUCAGUGGUGAAUGCUGCAACUUUAUUGUAUCUCUUGUAGAUAUCUGGCAAGAAGUGUUACAGACCUGCAGACGCUCCCUUCCCUCAACUAAAACAUGUGUGCUAAAAUUACCCAUUGUGAGAAAAGUGUAAAAAUGAAGAAAAACAAUAUAAAAUAUUUUCAAAGUAAUGAAAACUCAACUUACAGUUUCAUUGAAUACCGGUACACUUUUACACACUUUAUUACAGGUUCUAUCAAAAAUAAAAUCCACAUUAUAUCAGAAAAGUUGACAUCUAUUUUUCAAAAUGACCAGAUUUUGAGACCCUCCAAAAAUAUCCUUGUUUUGAAAUAAUAAUAUUAACCAAGCAAUGAAAUAUUAAUUUUAAAAGUCGAUAAGGAAAAACAUUCGAUCACUAUAUUAGUAAAAAAAAAAAUUAAGUUAACUCAAACAAAAGUAAAGUUUCAUAUACAGAAACUCAGGGUUAGUCGUAAAACUAACAACUGAUAAAGGGAGAUUUUUGUGUUUUUUAUUUUUUGUCUUGAAAGUUGGGGGAGAACCCACUUUUAUUGCAAAAAUCAUUGGGGGGUGGGGUGCGCUCGCGUUGGUAGGAACCCUCCAUGACUUUUAACCAUAGAAGACAUCGCCUUAUUGCUAACUGCUGUCACUUACAUCCAUGGGGCUUUGGACCAGUAAAUCUACCACUAAGUUUAGAAAAUGACACAUGUAAUAGAGAUUUUAUAUGCUGCCAACAUUUGAACAACAAAGACUUUUAAAUUUACAGCUACAUUCUACCACAUCCAAAUUCUAUCUUUUCCAGAAAUUGUACCGGUAAUUUUUUUUUUUUUAAAUCCGGCUAGAUAACUUAAGUUAACUUAACCUUACUUAGUGGCAAAAAGCAUCUUUUAUAAGAAUUAAUAGCAAGAUUUGUGCAAAAUUGUUCAAUUUUUUAUAAGAAAUCAAAAGUAUUGAUUUAAAUAGCCUCUGAAAGAAAAAAACAUGAUGUGUAAUAAGCUCACUAUUUGCCAAGACCAAUUAUCUCCAAAUACAGAAAUGAUGUGAAAUGCUCAUACAUGAUGUGUAAUAAGUUUAUUAUUUGCCAAGAUCAUUCACCUCUGAAUAUUGGCUUUGCAGCUACUCAAAUGAUGUGUAAUCAGUUCACGUUUUGCCAAGACCAAUUACUUCCAAAUAACUGCCUUGCAACCACUCAAAUAAUGAUGUGCAACCAGGCUUAUGGCUAUUGUUUAGAGGCGUGUCAUAGUAGUGCUAUUUAGUGGAUGGUUAUUUGGCAGAUGUGUGUAUUAGUAGUGUUAUUUAAUGAAUGGCUAUAUGCAGAGGUGUGUCAUAGUAGUGUUCUUCAUUCAGUGGCUAUUUAGUAACUAAUAUAUUGAUAGCAAUAACCUAAUUAUAUUAGAAAUAACCUUUAAUGGCUUGCUUUUCAACAUUGGGUGUAUGUGUAUCAUUUAUCUGACAUAGUAUCAUUCUAGUAAGCAGCUGUUGAUGGAAAGUGCCGGAAUGUAUCAUUCAUCUUAUAUGAUAUCAUUCAUAUCACAAAGUAUCAUUCAUCUCACAUAGUAAGCAGUUGUUGAUUGAAAGAUUUAUUUUUGUUCCUUUAAAAUUAUUCCAACAGGCAAUAACUGUCACAAUGAGAUUGAGUCUCAGGGAGCGGUUAAUGGUGAUGUGAAACCUCCGUUAUCAAAUAAUGAAGAGGAAAUGGAAGAAGGUAAUUUGGCAAUUUAUGUGCACCCUCUUGAGAAACUAAGCCCAAGAUAGAUCAGCCCAGAGUGUUAAGGAAAAAAAGACAAUGUGCAGAUUCUAUCUGCCCAAAUGCCCAAAAUAAAGCCUCGAGAUUGGCUGGCUGGUCAUUGUGCCAGCUAAAUUCAGAUUGCUUCUUGCAUUUCUUGCUCAUCUCGACAUUUUGAUGGCGACUUCCAUUGAUAUUUUAUAUUGUCAUUUUAUAUCAAUUUUUUUGUACCAAUCUAUACCUAAAAAUGUGACCUUGAAAUAUGGUUGCCAGAAAUGUGUUUGAAAGAAAUAUGGUUGGUAAGUCCUAGAGGUGCACGUUAGAAAUGGGGAAAUCUGUUCAGUUUUUUUAAACAGGUUUUUUUUAAUUACUUUAUCUUGUUAAAUAUAAUUUCAAUAGAAGGAAGUUGAACUUUCUUUGCUGGGGUUACAUAAUCCAAUUAAUCAUUAGACAAAAUAUAAUGAGGAGAGUCACAUGUGGUUAUAUUAUCACUUUUAAUCCUGUUCAUUAUUGUAAUCACUUCAAUGUUGUAGCUAUGGGGUGCAUGAUUAUAAUCCAGGCCAGCACAACAUACAGACUGCAUGAGCACCCACUUUGCCACCCACGAGUAACAAAAUAUUCUGUAUUAUUAUUAUUUUCUUAAUAGAUUUCCCCUAUUUUCUUUCGGCACGCACAAAUUUUUCAUAAAGUAUUAUGGCCAGCCUUACAUUUUUAGUUGUGCAGGUCUGUUAUAAGGGGUUACAGUUCUUCAGUUACAAUCCUAGAUUCUAUACAUAAAAACCUCGAAAUGAUAGCAAAACUUAUAGAGAGUAUGCAUUUUUUUACUUUUCAGUGGUUGUAUUUCUAUUUUUACUUAAUUUCCCAAUAAUUGAAUCAGUAGGCUAUUUUCUGUCCAAUGUUUUUUUAAAUAUUAAAGUUGAGCAAAUCUCCUAAUUUCUAACUCGCACAUGUAAGACCUAACAACAAUAACAAAAAUUGAUAAUAAAAUAAUCCUACCAAAUUUCUGUUUGACCAAAAUUCCAUCGAUCAGUUUUCUGUGGACCAAAUUUCUUUAUAAAAAAUGGCUAGAUCGUAAUAUUUUAUGCAAUUUUACACAUAGAAUCUCAUUAUGGGUUAGGCUUCUACAAUCAGAAAAUUUGUUUAGAUUCUAAAAGUAAGACAAUUUUAUUAUAAGUAUGAACAAAAUUGCAUGCAUAAAUUAUGCAAAGCAGGAUAUCUCAUUUCCAUGAGUUUUGAGAUUUCGAUUCAUAAAGAUUGUAUUAGUUUAUUCAAUUCUCUACAAGAAUAUUUAUAGUUUAAUAUUUUUAAACUAAUUAGUUUUAUUUUUUAUGAAUUAUUUUACAAAGUAAGUGCAGGGCUUGUGAAAAGGGCUCUGUUUUUGGCACAGGCAGUCAAAAAGGCCCCGCCUCAAGAGGGUUGAACAUUUUUAAUAAAAUUUUCAUUAGACAUUUUUUUAAUACUAUGAAUCUUAACACUCCUGUCACACAAUAGAAAUAAAAUGGGGUAAAAAGGAAAGUUUUUUUAAAAAAGAUCCUGCAAAAUAAAUAAUGAGUCUCUCUGUUGAUCUUUACCUGUAUCCUUGACCUUUAUAAUUUAUAUCUGCACAUGUACUGACUUGUUGUUUGAUAGAAUGUGUUUAGAAGAUUUUGUUUAUAGACAUCUCUUCUAAUCUUGUGACACUUCUCUUGUCUAGCUGACUUUUUAAAUAAUCUCAACCAUUUUAACUAUACAAAUUUGCAGAGGGAAUGGAUAUGUCAUUUGAAAAAGGUGCAAAUAACAUUUUUAUACUGCUAAAAAAAUAGUAAACUCAAGCCUUUUCUCUUGAUUGGUGAGCCUAAGAUGGUUAUCUAUAAUAAAAUGUAUUAUUUUCUAGAUGAGAGUCGAGCUGAGGCUACAUUUCAGUUUGUUGUAGAAAACUUCAGCAAACUUGAAGAUUCUGUCCUUAGUCCACCAUGCAUGGUUAGAAAUCUGCCAUGGUAAGUAGAUAUUAUGAUAAUACAGGUCUUUCUUUUUAACGCUUUAUAUCCACAUGACGCCGGCUUUGACUGAUUUUUACCAUUAUAUCCAAAAGCAAUGUUACCGCAAGAAAAAUGCAUGAUAACAACUUAGAUGUUAUUAGACAUAAUUCAUCACUUAAUUACGCUAGCUGUAGUAAGACAGUUUCCUGUAUUUAAAUUAAGGAAGCUCAAUCAAUAUUGUCCAACUUGACAAAGUUUACCGUCUGAUAAUAUCAUUUUUUUUUUUUUGCAAUUUUAUUUUUUACUCUAUGAGCUUUGGGAAUAUAGGUGUUAAUACCUACUAUUAGUCCAAUAUUAUUGAGAUAUGAAAGAUGACUGAUUCACUAACAAAUAGGUAAAGAUGAAAUGGCAUAUUCUUUAAGACAUGAAGUAAUCAAUGGGUUAAUGUUAUUUCUUAUUUAGGAAAAUUAUGGCAAUGCCCCGCAAAAACCAUGCUGAGCGCCAGAGGAGCCUUGGAUUUUUUCUUCAGUGCAAUGGAGAGUCCGAAUCAACAUCAUGGUCUUGUCAGGCAUCAGCCGAUCUUAAAAUGCUCAAGUGGGAUCCAGAAGGAGAGCCCUGCAAAAGAAGUGAGGAAUUAUUUUGAUAUGCAUAUCCUUAUAUUGUCUUUGUCAUGUCUGAUUCUGUUGGUUUUUUUUAAGGCUUAAAAUUGAUUGCCGCUUUCUUUUCAACUUGCAGACAUUCAGCAUUUGUUUUAUCAUAAAGAGAAUGAUUGGGGUUUCAGUCACUUCAUGGCAUGGCAAGUAAGUGUAUUCUAUUUGACUGCUGAAUCAACUUGUUUGUCCUGGGAAACAUUCAUUCAACUGGUACAAGGGCUGGGGAACAUUUUCAGCUAUUGCCCCCAACAUGUAUUAAUUAACACCAACUUUACUCCUAGGAAACAAAGGGGAAAAAAAAUCAUACACUUUUCAAAAUGAUUUAUAUAAUCUAUGUACAAUGAGGAUAUAAUCAUUAGGGGUGUGCCGGACCCCGGUCCGGAAUCCGGUUCCGCCGGAUUUUGCACUAUCCGGUGAAAUCCGGUUCCGCCGGAUUUACAUGUAUCCGGAACAACCGGAAUCCGGAAUAUACCGGAUUUCGGAAUUUGCCAGAUUUUGUGACUCACCGGAUCAUAAUCUGAAAUAAAAGUAAUUCUCUUUCCCGAAUUCCACACGAUCACGAUACAUUAAUCGAUUGUUUCGAGCGUUGAGCUUGUUUAAUGUUUAAUAUUCCGUACAUACCAGAGGCUAGAGUCAGCACCGCUAAUAUUGGCCAAUAGUGUAGGGACUUUGAUAAGAAAAUUUAAACUUUUUGUAAAAAUAAACCAAUGGCAUAUUUGAAAAGAUGUAAUUUUUUAAAGAAUUAUAACACCAAAAUCAUAUUUUUAGCUGUUGUAGUUUUAAAGUUAUGAAUUUUUAAAGUACGACUUGGUUUGUCAUUUUUUAACAUGGACUGCAUCUCCACAUUCUGUGAUCUCAUUCCACCAAUCCCGUCAUGCGCAAUGACUAUAUAGUUUAUAUAAGGCAACGCAUUCCCUGCCUUAUCACUAAAAUACUGUUUAGACUUAGUUUAAACUUUCAACUUUGGCACAUGAAUAAUUAAUUAAAGCUUUCCCUGACCAAUGGUUUAAUAGUUUUUGCACACGGCAAACUCUUAUGAAUGAAACUCUGAGGUAGUACUACGAUACAGUUAUGCAAGUGGCUGUGAAUGGUUGCCAAUGACAACGUGUUGCACACGGUAAAUUCUGAUCAUUUAUAAUAUGGAUUCUACCGGGUUGUUAAAGCUCAAAUUAAAACAUUCCAGUUUAAAUGUCUUUAAAUGCAUUCUGAAACACAAGUUAUCAAUUAUUUUGAUGUAAAUAGUGAUAAUAAAUUAAUAUUUCCUAAGUAUCGUCAACUUCCGCCAUUAAAAAGGGGGGCGUGGCCAACCCCAUGGCGAAAUUAGGUUGAGCGAGCUGCAUAACCUGCUGCGAACGCGUAGAAACAUGGCGUCUCUCGUAAGACACUUAUCCAAAUGGAACGGAACUCAAAUAUAUAUCGAAAGUACUAAUUUAAUAAUAAAUAGACACACACAUCGGAAAAUUAAAAACUCGGAUUUUUUGGCGCCGAUUGCGAAUUCCCAUACACAAAAAGUAGUAGUCCACCUUGACUUACCGAAGUAUCUACCAAUAGUACCAAAAUCCGGAAUCCGGGAGAAACCGGAAUCCGGAUCCGGCGGAUUUCGCAUAAGAAAAUCCGGAUCCGGUUGGAAAAAACGGAUCCGGCACACCCCUAAUAAUCAUAAUUAUAAAAAGUAUCCAAUAAAUUGUUAAAAUUAUCUUUGAAAGCUAUUUUCACUUAGAGGUUUUGGAGACAUGAUGUUACAAUUUUUAAACAUCAAAAUUGUUGUUGUUUUUUGGUGUAAAGGCACUUAGUAUACUGUCUUCGAUUUUUCUACUUCAUAUCUGUGUUUAUAGAGUGGAAAAUCCUUGCUAGAAAUUGUAGAUUGUUGAGCUCCUCUUUUGCAAUUUUGAAAGGCGUUGCAGCUCUUAAUAUCUUUGAGCAUAAGAUAAAAUAAUAGGUGUAUACAAUACAAGACGUACAGUUAUGCCAAUGAGCCGCUACUAACCACAUGUUGGUUGCGUUUCACUUCCAUUGACCAGAUGCAGUGUUGCCAGAGUAAACAUUUCUGUUUGAACAAGGAACACGCCUUUUAUAUUACUUGAUGGAUAUUUAUUGAUGCCUCGUUACACCUAAGAUUUGAGUGUUAAAUUAUUAAACCAUAUCACUUGACUGCUAAAGCAUGUUUUUAUUAUUUAUUUAUGUGGUCUGAGUAUAUCUAAGAAAACUAUAAUAUUCUUAUGCAGACAAGAAAUAUUUCUCAAGCAAUUUAUUUGACACCAUGUUCACAAUUUAAUUUGAAGCUUAAACUCAUUUUCUGUAAUCUCUCAAAAAGAGAAAAUUGUUUAUUAGUUCCGAUUAUUUCCUAUUAGUUUCAUGUCGGAGAGAUCUUUAUUACAUUUUUGCAAAUGUAAUAUUGGGUUGUGAGUAAUACCACAUUAAAUGGUUUCAGCCACUGUAUUGUAAACAAUGCAAUUUCUUAAAUAGCCUCUAGGAGGGCAAACCUGAGACCAAAACAUGUAUAGAUGGUGUAUAAAUUUUUGUAAAUGAGUUUACAAAGGCAAUAUUAAAAGAGAAAAAUUGAGCACCAAUAAGUGCUUGUAUCUAUGUUAAACCUUAGGUCUACUCUCCUUUUGUAUUGAAAUAUUUGAUUUGUACAUUUCAAACUCUAGGAUGUUCUUGACCAAUCUGCUGGUUUUAUCAAAGAUGACAAAAUUAUUCUGGAAGUUCAUGUAACUGCGGAUGCCCCUCAUGGAGUCAGGUGAAGAUUGUUGCUAAAUUUCAGGCCAAUCUAUGAAAACUGUUGAUGGUUUCUCAACCUUAUUGUUCAUUUUCUUUAUUAAAAUUGAUAUUAAGAUAUAGAAAUUAUGGAGCCCUAUUAAGAAUUGGAACAUUUAUUGACUUCACGUCCAAUGCACACACAUCACCUUUCCAAUCAUAUAGCAGACCUGUUAACUCUUACGGUUUUGGCAUACAAUUUACAAUUUUGAGAUGUCUUUUACAAUUGUACGCCAAGACCUGUGAGAACUACAAUUUUAAGAGACCAGGUUGAAAAUAUAUAUAUUCGGGUAGUUUUUACUAUAAGAAAAUUUUAAAGUACAUUUACCGUUGUUAGUUUUAGCUCCUUUCUACAUCCCUCAGUGUAUAGAUUGAGAAAUGCUAUUGGUUGGGACCAUCUGUAUUUAUAUUAUGUUUGCCCUGAGAAGGGAUGGGGUGGUGUUGAUUUUUGAGCUUUUGUGUUUGCUGUGGUGCUGUAGGAUGUCAUUUUGUGACAAUUAUUUCUUUGGGGUGAAGACAGUGCAAAGUCAGAGAAAAACUUUUUUUUUUUUUGUGGGAAUGGAUGGCCAACUUUUCCACACAACAUUAUAUCUGGACAUGUUUUAUAGGAUUUGAGAGGGAAAUUGCAAUCUAUUUUUAAAACGCACUAAAUAGCUGUAAUUUUUUUUAAUUCUCUUGUUUGGUUCCAACACAACUCUCCUUUCACCCAUUAACAGCUUGUGGUAGUUAUCAGAUCAUAAUGUCUACAGGAAAUAGGCUUAGUGCUUAUUGAUUUUUUUCUUUAACCAGAUUUUCCUAAUAAAUAAAAGUUAAAUAAGUUGCUUGGUAGUUUUUUUUUUAAAUGGCACCUUAAAUUGUUAAUUAAUUUUUAUUUCAAUAAAUUUUAUGCUGAUCUGACUUUGAGUUUGAACCAUGUUAAAGUUCACCAGUAACUUUAUUUUUGCCAGUGACAAACCGAUAAUGUGAUCUGCACGUUCACCCAAAUAUUAACUGAUAUCUAUAGCAGAUACACGUCUGUAAAACAAAAUGAUCGCAGUUAGCAAUGUACUUAUGGUUGUUACCCUUUUUUCGCCGGCUUAACUCCAUUGCACUAGACACCUGAUACAAAGAGUUAUUUUACACAUUAUAUAUACGAUAUGUUUAUUUAUUUGCUAUUUAGAUACAGCAUUGUUUGAUUUUGAGAUGAUAUUGUACGAUUUUAGAAGCUGUAGGAAAAAAUCUGUUAUCGAUUGAUGGCACUAGUAUUUCCUUUACAUUAUUAGUGAGCAUUAUACACUAGUUAAUUUGAAAUUUUGACAUUAUUUAAAAGUAACUUACCUAGUUAUGAUUUCAGAGUGUUACAGUACAAAGAAUUAACUUGUCUUUAUUUGUGCUUGCUCCACUAGUUGGGACUCUAAAAAACACACUGGCUUUGUAGGGCUGAAAAAUCAAGGAGCUACCUGUUAUAUGAAUUCUCUAUUACAAACACUUUUUUUCACAAACAAGCUAAGACGGGUAAGUGAAGUUUUUCCAGUUUAACUUAAUGGCAAUUGCUUAAACUUUUUAUUUUAAUUAGUGGACUUUGAUUGUAAAAUAUUUAAUUGAAGUUGAGAUGUUGUACAACAUAAACCCAACCAAAUAAUUUGUUUAAUGCACUUUUUACUUUACUUUCAUAUUACGUUUUAUUGACAAAGUAUUACAGUGGAUUUUAAAACUUGUCAUUUAAUAUGUCAUACGUCAGUCCAAAAAAAUACUUGACCUUAAGAAUCUGUCAUCUUAUAGCAAAUACUGGAAAAGAGGCUAUUAUUAAUAAAUUUAUAAAUGGUAGCAGAUAAAACAGACACAUUUGCACUCGUGUUUUACCUGUUAUAAAUGGUAGCAGAUGAAACAGACACAUCUCUUCUUCUUCUUCUAUACGAUUAAUUUAUUGAUCAUUCUGACUCCUAUGCAUGUAGAGGGGAUUUGCAAUGUUUCUGUGACUGGUGGAUAUUCCACUGGUUGCAAGGGCCACUCCGUGAGACUAUCAUGAACUGGGGGUUGGAAGGCCUGAUGCAAUAGACGCAAAUGUUUCAAGUGCAUUCGCCUCAAUUGUUCCUUUUGAAAACUUGUUCCAGUCCCUCAUUGUCUUUGACAGGAAUAAGCAGUUCCUGUACUGGCUUUUUGCUGGUAUGUGCUGGAACUGCCUGUCAUGGCCUCGUUGCUGUCUAUGGGGGGAGAAGGACGAGUUUCUGUUUAAUGCUGGAUUAGUGGACCAGUCCAUUUAUCAUCUUGUACAUCAUGGAGAGCAUGGAUAGACGCCGUCGUUCCUCCAAUGGUGACUAGCCCAGUGUUUCCAGCAUGAUUUCAACACUAGAGGUGUUCCUGUAGCGGUUCAGGUCAAAGCAUGCUGCCCGUCGCUGGACCGCCUCCAACCUAUCGAUGCUUUUAUGGGUAAAUGGGUCUCAGGCUGAAGAUACGUAAUUUAAAAGCAGCCGGACAAAGGCUUUAUAGGCUCUUUCUUUCACACUGGAGUUGCCGAUCUUUUUAAGAACCCAAGUGUCUUGUUUGCCUGGUUUCACACAUUGUUUAUAUGCUCGUCCCAGCAGAACUUUCUUUGAAUGGUAACACCGAGGUACCUUACGGAGGAAACUGGCUCAAGUAUAUGGCCAUGCAGUUCGUAGGGGUGGUGUCGAGGGUUACAUCUUCUAGACACUAACAGCGUCUAGCACUUGGCAGGAUGAAAUUCCAUGUCCCAGCUCAUCUCCCACUCAGCGUAUUGAUUGAGGUCUUGUUGUGUCUGAUCCUGGUCAGAUCUGUUGGCAUACACCUUUGCACUCCAGUUUAACCUGUUGUUAUAAAUGGUGGCAGAUAAAACAUACACAUUUGCACUCCAGUCUUACCUGUUAUAAAUGGUAGCAGAUAAAACAGACACAUUUUCUCUCCAGGCUGUUUAUCUAAUGCCCACAGAAAGUGAUGACAGCACACGAAGUGUUCCACUUGCCCUUCAGCGAGUCUUUUAUGAGCUGCAGUUCUCAGAUAAACCAGUUGGAACAAAAAAACUCACAAGAUCAUUUGGGUAAAAUAUAAAAUAUAGACUAGUAUAUAAAGUAUCUACUACUACAACUUGAGUGUACACCUCAUCAUUUCUACAAUUUGUGUCAAAAUACUUUUACAAGAUAAAUACAUUAAUUACCAGAUCUUUUUUUUAUAUAUAUAAGUAGAUUGUAAGCCAGUUAUGGACUGUAUUAAAUUAACAAAACACCUUAGGAGUGUGAUUGCAGUCUUAAGUUAAACUUACUUCCACAUCCUAGUAUUUCCACAAAACUGUCAAUUUAUUUUUUGUUCUUUAUUCUAGAUGGGAAACCUUAGACUCAUUCAUGCAACAUGAUGUUCAAGAGCUUUGUCGUGUGGUUAGUUGGAACAAGUUUUCCUUUACUUGCGUUUAUCAACCCUAUUAAUUUCCAUUGUGUGUUGAGAUUAGUUUAAAUUAGCAUAAGGGUUUCAUAUGAUUGUGACUUGUAAAAAAAAAAAAAAAAGAACCAAGCAUUAGUCAAAAUAAACACAUAUUACUAACAAAGUGUAAAAUGCUUCAUUUAUGCAACAUGAUGUUCAAGAGCUUUGUCGUUUGGUUAGUUGGAACAAGUUUUCCUUUACUUGCGUUUAUCAACCCUAUUAAUUUCCAUUGUGUUUUGAGAUUAGUUUAAAUUAGCAUAAGGGUUUCAUAUGAUUGUGACUUGUAAAAAAAAAAAAAAAGAACCAAGCAUUAGUCAAAAUAAACACAUAUUACUAACAAAGUGUAAAAUGCUAUUGCAAAAUAUACAAUGGCUUUUUUUAAAACUUUAUUAUGUGACUUCAUCUUGUUUUGAUAAUGAACAUGCCAGAAAUGACUUCAAGAAGAAGCCAUUGAUCUCGUUAUUACAUUGAAAGAUAUUUGACUUUUUUAACCAAGAAUUUUCCAUAAUACUUUAUUACUUGGUUAUUUCUAUAUGAUUAUGCUGGUAUGAGACAUGUUGAUGUGAUUGACUGUUUCUCUCAACAGUUGUUAGAUAACAUGGAGAGUAAGAUGAAAGGAACUUGUGUUGAAGGAACUAUUCCAAAACUCUUUGAGGGUAAAAUGUUGGUGAGUAUCCACGAAAUCAAGGUUUCCAAAACUGGGAUGCGAGGUGGCAGUUGUGGGGUGUGUGUGGCAAACAGUAAUUUAAAACAAAGGGCUAUUGUCUUUUUAAGUCGUGAUGUAAUUUUUAAUUCUUAAAAAAAAGUUAUUUAUCAACAUUUUAGUUUAUGUAAUAAGUUUCAAGUUAAUUUUCCAAGUUCUACAGUUCUCUUAUUAAUUCUAUUAAAAUAUUGUUACUUUUGUAGGGUUGUGAAACUUAGCACAAUAAUUUUUAGCCAGUGCGAGACUAGUAAUAACAUUGAGAGGGUUGGGGACCACAGCAAGGUUGGGAAACACUGUAGCAAAUCUUUUUCUGAGUUUUCUAAUUGAUAUGUGUUUUACUUAUUUGAAUAACUAUUGUAUUGUGUGUAAUUGUUUCCAAUUUCGUUCAUAUUGUUAUACUUCAUUUGUGCUCAUGUAAGUGAAACUUGUAUUUUUUAAUAAUUUUUUUUUACAGUCUUACAUUAAAUGCAAGCAUGUGGAUUAUGAUUCAAAAAGAGAGGAAACAUUUUUUGAUAUUCAACUGAACAUUAAAGGAAAGAAAACUGGUGAGUACAAUCCAAAGACAUGAUCAUAAACAAAAUCAAAAAAUAUUUUAUUAUAUUUAUAAAUGCUGUUACAAUAUAUAUAUAUAUAUAUAUAUAUAUGAUUAUAAGACUAGAAAAUGGGAUUAUAAGACCAUCAAUACCCAGAUUAUUGAUAUUAUUUUCAUAAUUACUGUUUUAAGUGUGUUUUUCAAUAUUUGAAUCCAUAAUACAUGCAUACAAUAUUUUGUCUCUAGUUGUAGAAUCUUUCAAAGAGUACUGCACUGUGGAAACUUUAGAUGGUGAUAAUAAAUAUGAUGCAGGAGAAUAUGGUUUGCAGGUGAGUCCUUCUUCCAGAAGCUUGAAUUUUAGUUUUAAUAAGACCUUGGUUUUUUUUUAAUCAUGUUUUGGGGGAAAAGCCAAGUGCAUAGCAAAUACAAGAGGAGUAUAAAAUGAAUACUAUGAAAGUCCUUCAAGCCAUGUGAAGGUCAUACUAGCAAUACGAUAUUUAAAACAAAAGAAUACAGACCUUUCAGCUAACUGCCUUCUUCUACAAAUCAAAACAAGAGAAAACAAACAAAUUAGAAAAAAGACUUGAAGUAAGGAAGUUUUGUAGCCUCGUAUUACUAUGGCCAUGCAUUGUUAGCAUUCUUAUUAUCAUUAUGCAUUUUUUUAAUAACAAAAAUAAUAUUUAGUCUUAACCCAGCAAUGAAAAUGAACAAAUUUGUUUACAUUUUAGCUCAUGGUAUCAUAUUUUUCUAUGGACUUGUUUGAGUUUUUUAUUAAUUUUUUAAAAUUAAGUAAAGUAAGAUUGUUUAGUGACUUAUUGAUUUCAAAUAUUCUGUUGUUUUGUUUGCUAAACUUGUCUAUUUGUUUAUAGUCAUUUUCAUUCAAUGCUUCUUUACUCUUAUGAUAUGCUUGCAGGAAUCUGAAAAAGGCGUCAUAUUCCUCUCAUUCCCCCCUGUGUUACACCUACAUCUCAUGAGGUUCAUGUAUGACCCGGUCACAGAUGCAAACAUAAAAAUUAAUGAUAGGUGAGCUGUUUUGGAUUUCUAUUAAUAAACAUCUUUAUGGUAAUGUUUCUUGCAGUAUAUUCCUAUAAAUAAACAAAAUAUAUUUUUAUAGUGACUUAUUUUUAGCAGGCUAUUCUAACAUUCAAUCUGUUUUGAAUUUUGAUCUUUAUCUUAAGCUGUAUACAUCAUUUAUGAAGGUAACUUGCGUCAGUCAGUCCUAACAGUCUUCUGUACAACCAAUCUUAGGCAUAAGAUUAUAUUUUUUAUGGCCCGUAAAUUGUUGCUGAUUUCCGAUCAAUUAAAACACAAGAUUAAAUUGAAAUAAGCUUAUGCAAUAAAGCUUUUUAAGCUUUUCAUUCCUUGGCUCCUGGUCCUAAAAUGUCCCUGAUUUUCAUUAAAAAAACAGAGGGGUCGGGUUGUAUAUCGGCAAAUGGCAAAAAAUAACAUGAACUCAUUUAUGGAUGGGCCCAUUGUAACAAUGUGAAAAGUCCACUCGAUGUUUACAUUGUGAAUAGCCUUAGCUCACUCAGGUUCAAACAUUUCACAUAAUAAGGAUCUUGAUCAUUUUGGGGAGCUUUCUUAUUAGGAUGGUUUGACAUCCUUGUCCAAAACUGUUAAGCUCCCAACAGUAGUGAUAAUAAAACCAAACUGCACUAACAAGAUUGAAAUGAGCAGUGACAAAUGAAAGGUUUGCUUGUAUGGAUGUUGUAAAUCUGAAAGGAAAAAAUACUUAUCUAUUUAUAACUUAUAUGUUUUAAAGAUUUGAAUUCCCCGAGAGGUUGAGCUUAGAUGAAUUCCUUCAAAAAAAGGAGAAGACCUCGGCAACCUACCUGUUACAUGCAGUACUUGUACAUAGCGGUGAUAACCAUGGUGGACAUUAUGUUGUAUAUAUAAAUCCCAAAGGAGAUGGCAAAGUAAGGAAUAUUUCUAUUGAAUUGGUAUGUUGGCUAAGUAAGGAAUAUUUCUAUUGAAUUGGUAUGUUGGCUAAGUAAGGAAUAUUUCUGUUGAAUUGAUAUGUUGGCAAAGUAAGGAAUAUUUCUAUUGAAUUGGUAUGUUGGCUAAGUAAGGAAUAUUUCUAUUGAAUUGGUAUGUUGGCUAAGUAAGGAAUAUUUCUAUUGAAUUGGUAUGUUGGCAAAGUAAGGAAUAUUUCUAUUGAAUUGGUAUGUUGGCAAAGUAAGGAAUAUUUCUAUUGAAUUGGUAUGUUGGCAAAGUAAAGAAUAUUUCUAUUGAAUUGGUAUGUUGGUAAAGUAAGGAAUGUUUCUAUUGAAUUGAUAUAUUGGCUUAAGUAAUGAAUAUUUCUAUUGAAUUGACAUGUUGGCUAAGUAAGGAAUAUUUAAUUGAAUUGGGAUAUUAAAUAUCGUGGAUAUUUUAUUUUAUUUUAUGGAGGGAGGGGGUACAAAAUGAAAGAGCUUCUCAUUCCUUCAAUUGCUGUUUAGCAUUACAAAAGUUUUUAUAUAUUUUAUAUUGUUUUAAUCAAUGAUUUAUCUUUUGAAUAACACUAAUUGGUUAAAAAGGCACAAUAUUUUUUAAACUAUUUUAAAGUCUCCCUUUUUUUUUCUUUUUUUUAACCUUUAUCUCUUAACCCCAAUAAAGUAAUUGUGACUCGUGGGUGAUGUAAAUUGAGAUUCUUAUUUCAGAGGAUUUCUUUAUAGAAAUUGAAGGAUUAUUGGAUUACUGAAAAUGCAUGUUUGUUUUACUGAAACAAAAUUCAAGAUGCAAAACUGUGCACUUAAAAUACUUUGCAAGUGGUCUAAAACUGUUACUGUUUUGAAGGGAUUAUAUUCUGAACGUAUCUGAUGCCAAGCAUCAGACUUUGAAAGUAUAAUAAUUUGUUUAUAUUUCAUAGAAAAUAAAAAUAAAUAAAUUUCUUAUUCAGAGAGUUAUGAAAUAUUUUUUUUACAGUGGUGCAAAUUUGAUGACGAUGUAGUGUCUCGUUGUACAAAAUCAGAAGCCAUUGACCACAAUUUUGGCGGACAGGAUGAAGAUCUGACCGUCAGACACUGUACAAAUGCUUACAUGUUGGUGUAUAUACGUGAAAGUGAAUUGAGUAAGUCAUAUGAUCUAUUCACUAAGUGAAAAACUCUAUCAAUGUAUAUAUAUAUUUGUAGUACAUUUCAUUAAAAUAUAUUUAUUGCUAUUUUUAUAAUAACCUUACUUUCAUAUUUGAUAAAUCAAUCAUUUUAUAGUAAGUUGACUUUGACAUAUAAGUUUAUAACUUUUACUUACUUGGAAAAUACAUAUUUUACAUUAUAUUAAUAAUGAAAAUGUCAGAUAUUUUUUUAUUAAACUCUAUUAUAUUGGCAGCUGCAAAAUAAUAUACAUUAUGUUUUGUGACCAGGUGAAAUUCUUGAGCCUGUUAGUGAAAAAGAUAUUCCUGAUACUUUAACUGCAAGAUUAAAUGAAGAAAGGUAAUUUGACCUAAUUUUAUCGAUUUUUGUAUGUUGUUCCAAGAACCACAGACAACAAUGUAGACUAGUUGCCGCUAAGGCUGUCACCAGGUGCUCCGCUACUCAUCCCAAGGCUGACUGCCAAUGCAAUUCUCAGUGCCCCUUUUUAGAAAUUAUAUUUAAAAAUCAUUAAAUUUCAAACAGUUCUACAUGCAUUACCCCCACUCCCUACAGUCACUUCCGAAUUCCCACUACACCAGGCAGUUGCAUGUCAGAUGGAUUGUCGUGUAUGAUGCUCGUUCGGUGCACCAAACAACUCAACUGCUAUACAUUCAUCCGUAUCCGGAAAUUUGUUUGAAUAUUGAUCUAAAGAUGCUUGAUCAAUGGAAGUUUGGUCGAACGGAAGUUUGGUCGAAUUUUUUUUUUCAGUUCACACGAUCAAAUUUUUGUCAAAUUUCUUUCUUUUUUUUUAUUUUUAAUAUAUAUAUAUAUAGUAUAGUGCGUUCAGAAAGAAACAAGACAAUAAUUUGAUUUUGAAAAAUACUACUGCUUUUUAAAGAAGAAAAAAAAGAAAUCAUAUAUUUCUAUCUUCUUUCUUAAAAAAAUAAUGAGACUUAAAAGUUCAUCAUGGCUUUCAAGCGCAUAGUAUAUGCGACAAAUGCACUAAGUUUGAUGUAGAAUUUAUUGAAAUUAAUGUCGAAAGUAAAAGUGAUGAUCUUAUAGUUAAGGAUAAAUCUGAAACAAACUAUAAAAAGCAAUAUACUGUUUAGAUAGUUAGCUGGCCAGUGACUAUGGUGAUAGCCUGUGAACUUUACGACUCCCUAGAGUUCCUAAAACCUUCUCUGUUGGGCUCCCCAGGUAUUGACUCUGUGGGUCAAAGGUUAGAUCUUUUUCAAAGUUUUGACAACCCUAGUUGCCACAAAGUUCAGCAGGACACAUACCCCCUGUCCUUUCUCUUUUCUCUCUCCUCCUAAGCUGCGUUCUCAGGUUAAAUGUACAAUGCCGUUUGGUCAGGAGUAAAGAAAGUUUGUUUUUUUCCCAACCGAAGUUGGUAAAUUUUCCUUUCCUGACGGUGCACAUAUGGUAGUGUGUUUUCUUGCUGACAGCUGGGGUUGAAAACAGACGUGCCUGGAGUUAAGUCAAGUUGCUAUAAGGUACUAUAAUGACUUAAUGUUAAGUUUAACUUUGUUUCUUUGAAUCAGUUGUUAUUGUUGUUAAAUUUUCAGAAAGUUGGAAGCACUGAAACGCAAGGAAAGAACGGAAGCCCAUUUAUACAUGAAUGUGCAUGUGUUGACUGAGGACAACUUCUGUGGUCACCAAGGAAAUGAUCUUUUUGACACUGAAAAAGUCAAUUAUAGGUAAACAAUUAAUAGAUGUCAUCUAGGACCUUAAGCAUUCUUGAAAACAACUUCAUUGAAUGAAAAUGUUUUAUCUGUCUGUAAAAUAAUUUAAUUUUCUUAUCUACAAAUAUGUUAGGAAGGUGUUUAAAUAAUAGUUUAUCUCUAUUUUAUUUGGUAGGAGUUUCAAGGUGAAGAAGACCUCCACACUUGCAGAAUUCAUGGAAAUCUUAGCAGACAAUUUAGUGAGUUGAUCAAUGUAAUCACUUUUUUUUUAAAAAUAUGACAGAAAAAUUAUCUUUAUUCUCAGUCUAAAUUGAAAAUUAAAACUUACUUGUAUAUUUCCAUUUCCAGUAUUCUUUGAAUACCUUGAGGAAAAACAAUAGCUGCUAUAUUCUUGUUUGACCAAUGCCCAGGCUUUUAAAUGUUUCAAUAAUAAACCUGAGCAACAUGGCACAGCUAAUAUUAUGUCAUUGUCAAAUUAACUGCACUGUGACCCAAUCUUCUGCCGUCAUGCCCCUCUCAGUGGUGUCAUGGCUGAUAUGAUCUGCCGCUAACAAAAUCGUUGGUCAAAAUGCUAAUGACUUAUUGGGUAUGAUUGAUGUCAGACUCACCUUGAUAUAGCGCAGUAGGGAUGUACAUAUAAGCUUUAAGGGUCAUUGUUCUAGUGCAGUAGUCAUCUACAUAAAGGGUAUCAGUAGUCAUUGGGUUUCUGGGUGGCAAAGCGGUCUAAAUUGAGUCUAUCCCCAUCAAAGCCUAGAAAAGUCAAAACACCAGCAUCCCGGGCUGGGACUUUAUUGUAACACUGAAAUCAAACCCAGAGAUGGAGUCCCGUACAUCGACAUAAUGAAAAAAAAUCUGUCCUGCGAUGUGGAACGCGUAGAGAGCACAGUGAAACACAAAAUAAACACUGCUGGUUAUUUUCUGCAUCCAGGUCUAUUUCCAGUUGUCUUGACUAAGUCUUUCCAUUGGAUGAAAUAGGCCAAGAGGAGAGAGUGAGACUGGGCAACUCUCCCUCACUUUAACAGACCUUUUUACUCUUUAUGAUUUUGGAUUUCAAUGUACGAUUUUUAGAUGUUUUUUACGACUCUAUGCCAAGACCCGCCAAAACUAUGAUUUUAAAAGACACAGUAAAAAAAAUAUUAUGGUAAUUUUUUCCGAUUAAUUUAUUUUUUCCUCCCUUGCAGUUUCUAAUAAAAGAUCUGGCAGUGAAUGGACCGAGAAAAACGAUUGGUUGUAAUUUUUUUAAAGUUGGGACCAUCCUUCAUUAUAAUAUCUAUGCACUGAGAGGGAAGGUGGGGGUUGUUGAUUAAGGAGAUUUGUGGCAUACGGUACGCAUGGGUAGGGGGGAUAGGUGGGAGUGUCAAAGACUAUAAAACUAUUACCACCACGUAUUGUAUUGAAGGUGAUGAUUGUCAUACAGUUGCUUUGUGUGUCAGUGACCUGGCAAGUACGUCAACAUAAUAUUUAGACUAAUCGCUAGGCCUAGCGACAACUUCACUCGCCGUCCCCUUUGAUUGCUACCCAGCCUGUGACACAAUUAUUUUGUUUGUCUGAAACGCGGUGAUUGUGAAAACUGAGCAAACUAGAGAUGUUAACAAAAAAUAAGAUACAUUAUUCAACUGUUCUGCACUGCAACAGUGGGUUUGGAAAUUUUAUAAGAUCUAAUUCAGCUGCAUUUAAGAAAUAUUUUUACAACUCGUAAAGUAGCUCUCCCCUCAACGAUUCUAAAAAUACAACAGUAUGGUAUCACUAUUGGUAUCAUAAAUUGUAGAAUUUAAACAUAAAUCUAGGUGCAUUCUGGUGACCGCCCCCUCACAUCAAAGCUGUCAUAUGCAUCCUCAGAGUGUAACAGGUUCCCUGAUUGAAAUUCGAAUGAGUACACUUUGAAAUAGUGAAUAAAUAAACAAAAUAAUAUAAAGAGUUGGGGGAAAAUAACUCUGCCAUGUAUGUAGGUCACUAGAGUCAUCUAGUAACUGCAAACAGUAGUUACUCGGGUGGGUUACUGUUUAAACUUUACACCUAAACCCAAAGUUGGGACAUUGGAUUCAAAUUAAAAAUGGAAAUAAAGUUAUGAAUUGUAAUAUUCACAACGCCUCUGUGAGGAAGCCGCCAUAUAGAAAAAUGUGCACCCCCACCCACCCGGGCGGGCCAGUAAAAGGCCUAUUCAUUGCGCCCUUUCUCUUUGACUAAGUAAAUGGUUGAAUUGAUUAUCAUGGUCCUUUCAUAGUAAUCUAAUUUUAGAAGUUGCUAAGCAGUUGUGCAAUUUUAAUAACCCAGUUUUUUUCCAGUACUUCUCUUCCCUUCUCCCAAAAAGUUUGCGUUGAUGAUGUUCAUUCUUGUCAUAAACGCAGAUUUGAAUAAAUGUAUGCAUCAAUUUUUUGUGAUGCGCCAUUUCGAUGUACCAGCCCCUUUCUUGGGCUCAUUUAAAAAAUUGAUUACAAUAAGUGAUCUCAAAAAUUAAAUAAAAGUUAUAAAACAGUUGUACUAUUUAGUAGCUUCUAAAUUAAAGAAUUUAUAUAAACAUGGCUGGUAAAAGAAACAUAAUUUUCCACAAACAUUACAAAUUACAAUUAAGUGUAGAAUGAUGCAAAACGAUAUUCAAGUGUACAUAAAAAUGCAUCAUAUUUUGAAUUAAUACCGCAAUAAAAAAUAUGGGGAAGAGGCUCGGCCAGUCCCCAAACCUCACUUUCGCUGGGAUGACUUGGCGGGUGCCCUCAAUUUCCGCUUCCCGACCCUAUUCACGUGGCAAUUACGGGCACCUUUUUAUUUGCUAUAAAGCACCGUAUAUAAAUAUAUAAACUCGGUCAGUCUACUUUAAGAAGUGACCCUUUUUAGACACACGAUGCGAAUUGUUACAGUAUAAUGUAUACAAAUCUAUAUGCAUCGCAUGUCUAAUAAAUAAACUUAACACUUUCCAUGCCAGGGGGUUUUCCACGUUCGUGCCAGACCAGUUUUCGGUCAAUGGAAAUUUUUUAGGGUGCUCUUAUCUAUUAAUUAAUAAAUAUUGAAUACAUUUCUUUUAGCAAGAUUGUUGUAUUUCAUAUCAAGUUAAAGGAAAUUAGACAGAAUGAUAAUAUGUAAUAGAUAAAACAAUAUGACAACAAUAUUUUAAUUUUUUUUGGUAAUAUUGUGCGAUCAAAUUGUUUUAUUAUUUUUUUAAAUGGGCACCAAAUCUGAACUUACCAGACUACCAUAUGGUCUGUGUAGCUGGUAUCCUAUUCUGCUUCAAUCCUCAGAAAGUAUUUCUAUUUUUGAUCAUAAUCCAUUUUUAAUUUUAAAAAUAUUCCAUUUUGUGACAGAGUUAUACCCAUUUUUGUAACGUUAGGAUUAGUAUUAUCUGAAUCCUCGCUGUUGCCAUAGUAACAAAGGGGUUUUGAAAAAAAAUCAUAACUUUUGAACUACUUGAGCUAGAAAGCUGAUCUUGGUGUUUUUCUGAUCCAUUCUCUAGGCUCUAUACACUCAUGGUAUCUUUAUAUUUUAGAAAAAUAUUUUGAAAUUUUUAUGAAAGUGCCGACAGUCACCACUAUUACUAUUUCUAUAGCCAUUUUAUUACUAUGUCCAUUUGGCAUUUACCAACCCAUCAGAAAUCUGAAAAUCAUCACUGGAAUCAGAUUCAAAUGAUUCAUGGUUAUUGUCUGAUGUUUCAGCAUCAUUAAUUAAUAGCAAUAUAAGUUCUUUUGUUUGAAAAAUUGACUACCCACGUGGUCUAGCAACAGGUGACGUGCUUGGAAUAGGCGUGGCCAUUGCUUUGUUUACAAAAGUUUCAACACAAAUUUAACUAUUAUUAGAAAAAACACAUGUAAACAAGCCCUACUUCUUACAGGAAGGAAGUAGGCUGAGUUAUCCUUAGUUUAAGAACAUAAAAAGUUGGAUUAAUAGCCGCAGACAACGAAAUAAAAAUUAAUUAAUUAGUUUGAUGGUGUAUCGUGACUUGGCACAAGCAUGACCAGUCAAAUUGACGAUGCACCAUGGCUUGCCAUGGAAAGAGUUACAAUAUCAUGUCUACAAAAUGUUUAAUUAUUUACUAUUAUGAAAUGAUAUUGUACAAUUUUGGGAGUUCCAGGGUAAUCAGGCCUGUUAAAAGCUUAAGGGUCAUUGCUCUAGUGCAGUAGUCAUCUACAUUAAAGCUAUAAAGGUCAUUAUUCUUAUUCAUUAGUCAUAUACAUAGAAGCCAUAAGGGUUAUUAUUCUAGUGCAGUAGGGAUGUACAUAAAAGCUAUAAGGGUCAUAGUUCUAGUCAUUUCCAUUUCUUUAAAAUCUUUUAAUAAUAAUAAAUAAAAAAUAAGUAAAAAAUAAAUGUAAUCCCUUAAUUUUUAUGCAUGUUUGCAGAAAUACCCAGUUCAACAAAUUAGGCCGUGGCCUUUCCAUUGUCGUCAAAAUCAAACAUUCAGACCAACCAUCCUUGAUCUUGAGGCGGACUUCAACAAACAAGUAAGCAAUAAGACAGUCACUUUUCUACUAAUCUUAUUCAGCGUAAAUUGUAUUUUAACCAAAUAAAAUGUCCAACAGAGAAUCAAAUAGAUGUUUCUGUAGUUAAUUCACUUGUUUAUACUAUACAAUUGAUAGACCGAAAUUUUUGCAUUAAUUUAACCUUAUAUGAAAUUUUAUCACCAUUUUUUUAUCAAGGUCUCUGAGCUUUCCGAACAGGAAAACCCAUGGGUCAUAUUUGUGGAAACCCUCACCCCAGAAAGUGGUCUACAAGAGUUGCCACCCUUUGAUAAAGAUAGUAAAUACUUUAUUUGUUGGUUUUUUGUGUGUUUUUUUUUUUUUUUUUAGAAUUUUAUUUAAAAAAACAUAAUCAGUUUGAUAAUUUUUUAUUAUUCAUGUUUUUUUUAUAAUUUUAAGGGUGUUUUUUUAUUAUCUUUUUACUUUAUUUGUUGGUUUUUUGUGUGUUUUUUUUUUUUUUUGUAGAAUUUUAUAUAAAAAAACAUAAUCAGUUUGAUAAUUUUUUAGUAUUCAUGUUUUUUUUAUAAUGUUAAGGGUGUUUUCUCAUUAUCUUAUCAUAUGUGUGUGAUGAUGUUGGGGAUUUCAAUGAAAGCAUCAUGUCAAGUAUUUCUUUAACCAAUAAACAGGUGAUGUACUAUUAUUCUUAAAGAUGUAUGAUCCUAGAACAAAGUCUAUUUCAUACGUGGGUCAUCUUUAUGCUCCAAUCUCAGCUAAAGCAAGUAAGUGAAUUUAAGGAAAUAUCCCAAGUAUCGCUGUUUAUCCAAUUUUGACCUUUCAACUUCUUUUGAUUGCAAAUGUUGGUUAACUCUCAGGCAUAUUCUAAAUUUCUUUUAUAAGGGCCAUCCAUAUAUUAUGUAUGUAAGCAUAACCUUCUGUAUACAUAUGUGACAUCUAGCUGGCCUGUGCCAGCUAGUAACUCACUUGAGUAAUUACUGUUUGCCAGAGUGCAGUGACAUCUAGCGGGCCUGUGCAAACCAGUAACUCACUUGAGUAAUAAUAUUUUAUGUUUGCUGUUACCAAAUUAUGCUAAGUGAUCUACAUAUAUGUUAGAUAUAUUUUUACCAAACCCUAAUCAUUUUUACAAAGAUAAAAAUGUAUUGCCAGUUUGAAGUGUAGACUUGACAGGGAGUCUGGUUAAAACCUAUCUUUGGCAAAGGUGCACUAAUUAAAACAAUUUUAGGAACUGCCACAUACUGGUAUAGCCAAACAAAAUAGGUUAACUUGUGAAACAUACAUCAUACAUACAAAAGCAAUAUCUAUCAAAGUUCGAUUGUAAAGACACAAAGCAACACUAUGACAAUGAUUACAAAACAUUGCAUGUUAUUUUUACUUUACAGCAUUGGACUGUAUAUAGACUGUCAGAAUUUCAGGUUAAAUAUUACAGAAUUUGUGAAGGUGUGUAUGUACUUUCUGUGUCGAGACACACACACGACCUCAUAGGCACCCUUAAGCAAUGUCUCCAAAAUAGACAGACACCCCCCCAGUGCGUUUGUAAUAUAUGGAUGUCCCCUUAGCGGUGUUAAUGAAAAAACAAAUGAGUUUACUUUGAAUUAUCCACAGAUGAAUUGGUACCACAACUCAAUAGGAAAGCUGGCUUUCCUGUCAACACACCACUUUUACUCUAUGAGGUAAGAGGAUAGAAUUGUCGAUUGCUAUGUUCACCGCACCACUAUCAAGUACAUUGUUGGCAUCAGGCUUUGUAUAGCAUUUCCAUUUGCUUCUCUAAAAAAGCAAAACCCCUUACAAAAUGAAUUCAGACCCUUUAAAGUCUAGCAGUUUCUAAAAAUGCACAUGAUAUUAUUUUUAUAUUAUGUUAUAGGAAUGACCUUGACCUUAAAAGGAUGAGUGCAAGUGUACUAGUCUCCUUCUGCAUUCAAGCCACCCCAACACUUAAUAUUUUGUUUAUUUAGCAUUACGUCUGUCUUUUUUUCAUUCACAACACACAAAUUUCUUUUACACAAUUUACAAGGGGAAAAAACAUGAAAUGAUUUGAAAAAUGUCCUUUUCAUUAGUUAUUUCAUCCAUUUAUUAUCACAUUAAUACCCCAGAACAUACAGAAACAUGAAGGUCUUUGAAUCUUUUUAAACUGGGCUUUGGGGAUCCAAUUUUUGUCUUUUUUGUUAUAUAGCCACACUUUCCCAAAACAAGAUGACCAUAACGUCAUGGGGUGAGGGGCAUUAUGUCCCUUGAUCUGCCAUUAGGAUGGUUAUAUAGGGAUAAUGACUGAGAAGGCAUAUGAACUUUCAACUAUUCUAUGAGAAUUGAGGAUGCUAAUUUAGUCUUGACAUAGUCGUUCUGUGUUUACCGUAGUGAUGCCAAAUACAAGAUAGUUGGGCGAUUCUCACACUCAACGAAUCGUUAAAAACACUGUAUAUUUGGUCCAAAAUGACCAAUACCCAUUUAAUGAUAUUUUGCACUAUUUUUUAACAUCUUUUAAUAAUUUUUUUUAAGUAAUUAAAAUUUGUGUACAUGCUUUAGAAACAAAAUAUAUCAAAACCCAGAAUUACUCUAAAAAAUUUAUAUUUUUGCCAAUCUUUUACCCACACCCUCAUAAUUGUUUUCUAUAAUUAAUUUGUGAUUUCAUUAUCUCAUUGUUGUGGCUCGAUAAAAUUGUUUUUAAAGGAUCCUAUGACCUGCUCAUAAGUAGGAUCAGACCACUUAUUUCCUUACCUGAAAUGUUUCAAAAAAAUUUGGCUUUAGAGCGAGUAGAUAAAGUAAUUUAAUACCGUACAUAAAGUAAUUUAAUACAGAGCUAAGCAACCUUUUUUCUCUGUUGAGGCAGACCACAAGUAAAGACUUGCCAAAUUAUUCUAAAUAACAUAUUGUAGUUAACAUUCAUCAUGGCCUGUAAUGUAAAUAGCAUAUCUCUAUUAUUGUCUGUUUUGGGAGCAUUUCUGUUACUGCAGAGUUUGACAGUUUGAUAAUACGCUCACCAAAGUUCUUUUUAUAUCAAAACGGUUCUAUCAUAAUUAUGUGCCAAAGUAUACACUCUGCUUUUCAACCUCUUGGAGGCAUUUUGUGUGGCACACCUGGCAUCAUCUCACUACACAAAAGUGUGCCGGGGCACACCAGUUCCAGAACUCUUAAUCUAAUAUAUCCAGUGUUUUUAAGUGCUGGGAAUAAUGGGGUCAGUGAAGGUUGGGAGUAUUUGACUUAGGGGAGGUAGAAGUCAGAAUGUAGGGAAGGAUGUGGAGUGACAGUAGUAAUGUGGAGGGUAGGGGCUGAGAAUAGGGAUCACUUAGAACAGGAGUCUCAAACUCAAAUCAUCCUGGGGCCGCAGGAGGCAGAGCCUCAGUGAGACUAGGCCGCAGGAGGCAGAGUCUGAGUGAGACUUUUAGUCUGAUUUUAAAACGCUUUUGUACCAUUAUAAUCAACAUCCAAUUCUAAAGAAACAUAAUAAAAAUUAGAAUUAGACUAGUCGGUAAGAUUCGACUGAAACCGUCACAAAGAGUCACAUUAUAGAUAUGAGAAUGGGGAAAACGCGCGGUCCGCAUUAACACUAAAUUUGCUGUCCAUGUCGCAGGCUGCAAAAUAUCGUGUUGCGGGUCGCAAAUGGCCCACGGGCCAUGAGUUUGAGACCCCUGACUUAGAAGAUCAAAACCAAAGCAUAAGACUUUAUAGCAAAAGAAAUAACUUUGAAUAAUAUCUCAGGAGGUGAAGCCUAACUUGAUUGAGAGGCUUGAGGAUCUCAGCUUGCCUAUGGAAAAGUUGCUUGACGAGCUCAUGGAUGGUGACAUCAUUGUCUUUCAACGAGAAGAAGAAGAUACUCAGUACCUUUUACCUACACCCAAAGAGUAUUUCAGGUGUGUACCUUUUACCUACACCCAAGAGUAUUUCAGGUGUGUACCUUUUACCUACACCCAAGAGUAUUUCAGGUGUGUACCUUUUACCUACACCCAAGAGUAUUUCAGGUGUGUACCUUUUACCUACACCCAAAGAGUAUUUCAGGUGUGUACCUUUUACCUACACCCAAGAGUAUUUCAGGUGUGUACCUUUUACCUACACCCAAGAGUAUUUCAGGUGUGUACCUUUUACCUACACCCAAGAGUAUUUCAGGUGUGUACCUUUUACCUACACCCAAAGAGUAUUUCAGGUGUGUACCUUUUACCUACACCCAAGAGUAUUUCAGGUGUGUACCUUUUACCUACACCCAGAGUAUUUCAGAUUUAUUUUAGAAUUACAUUUUAUAUUUCAGGCUAAAAUAUUUAAAAAAUUUCUAAUCAGUGAAACUUUGAAAGAAUUAGCAGAGACAUAACUUAUUGUUAACUCGGCUAAACAUCUAAUUUUUACUGAUUCUACAUUUUCAAAUAUCCAAGACUUUAUUUUCCAGACAAGGCUACAGUACUUUAAAAUAUACAUUCUUUAGCAGAACUUUUAUACAAUUACUUUGCCAUAUAUAAAUAGCUGAAACUUAAAGCAAUUAAAAGAAGAUACAAAAUCAUUUUUUAAAUUAUUAAUAAAAGUGUGACACAUUAAAUUUUGCUGUUGUAACUGACACUGAACAAAAUUAAAAUCUGUCCUUUGUUUCUUUUCAGGGACCUUUUCUAUCAAGUCGAGGUGACGUUCUGUGAUAAAUCUGUUCCAAAUGACCCAGGCUUCACUCUGGACUUGUCUCAAAAAAUGAACUAUGACCAGAUGGCCAACGCAGUGGCCAGUCAUUUAGGCACAGAUCCAUACAAACUGCAAUUCUUCAAGUGUCAAGGGUAA